Ctenocephalides felis (cat flea) is the source of this 393-nucleotide messenger RNA. Its product is annotated as 26S proteasome non-ATPase regulatory subunit 9-like. NCBI's taxonomy places the organism in Eukaryota, Metazoa, Arthropoda, Insecta, Siphonaptera, Pulicidae. Gene Ontology annotation, cellular component: nucleus; cytoplasm. Gene Ontology annotation, molecular function: protein binding. Bases 1 to 393 code for a protein of 130 amino acids. Gene Ontology annotation, biological process: proteasome regulatory particle assembly. The record is from RefSeq and is a predicted model, not a curated record. The transcript is spliced from 2 exons.
AUGAAGGCAAUAGAAAAUGGUUUACAUGAAAUCCACGAACCUUUACUUAGUGCUGGUGCAUCUUCUUCUGAUUCAGCAACCAGUCUCAAUAUUCAAAAGGGUGCAGAUUUGAUUAAAGAACUACACAUACAGAAAAGUAUGAAGAAAAAACCAUUUGCAAAAAUUACUGUAGUAUCUGUGGAUUCUCCAGCUCAACAAGCUGGCCUCAUUGUUGGUGAUGUUAUUACAGAAUUUGGUUCUCUUCAUUUUGAUAAUUUCACAUCACUUCAUCAGAUUGGACAGAUUGUUAGUAAUAGUGUUGGCAAAAAUGUUGUAGUGGUUGUACUCCGACACGGGGCACCUAUGAAACUAAAUUUAGUACCUCAAAAAUGGCACCUUAUUCGAACACAAUAA